CCCACUGGACUGAGAGAUCGUCAACGUAAACUGAGCCACGUUCCAGUGCUCGGAGCGAUCCUCUCAUCCCCGUCCGCCAACCAGCACAACCCAUCCUAUGCCGCGGGUGACCGCAAGCGCUCUCUCGACUCUCUCUUCGCCCCAACCAAACCGUGCAGCUACGGCGGCGCCGUCCUCCUCACGGGCAACGCGUGCUGUCCGCCGAACGAGAAGUCCUUCUCCGACGGCGGCUUCCCGCUCCUACUCGUGUCCGCGCCCACCUCCGCCUCGGCGGCCGAGUUUGCGGCGGCCACCGCCGUGGCCUCCGGUGCCCCCGCCUCCUCCCUCAUCCCCGUGCCUGUCCAAAUCGUCCCCGAUUCCGCGUCCGCCUCGUCUACCUGUCCCCCCGUCGAGACCUCGGUGACUCUGGUGUCAAAGACCACCAACGACUGCGACCAGCGUCUCGUGUUCCCGCUCCUACCCGGUGCCGACGGCAAGAUGAAUGGCUGUGCACUCGGCUUCCCUGUGCUCGUGUCGAGUCGGCCGCGGCAGACCAAUUCACCUCACUGA
Molecule: messenger RNA, 549 nt
Organism: Mesocestoides corti
Lineage: Eukaryota; Metazoa; Platyhelminthes; Cestoda; Cyclophyllidea; Mesocestoididae
Source: the annotation of a GenBank genome assembly